Messenger RNA from Austrofundulus limnaeus, 5009 nucleotides. RefSeq names its product GEM interacting protein (gene gmip). Gene Ontology annotation, biological process: activation of GTPase activity; signal transduction; negative regulation of GTPase activity. Gene Ontology annotation, cellular component: plasma membrane. The record is from RefSeq and is a predicted model, not a curated record. The transcript is spliced from 21 exons. The coding region runs from base 1264 to 4347 and encodes 1027 amino acids. Gene Ontology annotation, molecular function: GTPase activator activity. NCBI's taxonomy places the organism in Eukaryota, Metazoa, Chordata, Actinopteri, Cyprinodontiformes, Rivulidae.
UUGCCUGGAUUACUGAAAUGCAUCAGGACUUUAUGAAUAUUGAUAAAUUAGGCAACUGACUUUUUUCUAUGAACAUCACAAUGAAAAGCGUUUAAAUAUUUAGUCAAUUUUAUGUUGCUCUAAGAUGAGGUGAAACAACUUUAUAAUUAAUCUUCUUUUUGUGUGUUUUUUUAUUUUAAAUUAUUAUUUUAAUAAAUCAUCAGACACCACUCUAGCAACUUAUAGAUGCUAAAGUAAGAAACUAAAACAAGGAAAGCAACAAUUUCUGUCAACUUGCAAUAACAAUACUGAAGUAAUAUGAAGCUGAAUUACUAACGGUGCAGGUUUUUCCUCAUGUUUUCGCUGAUGCUGUUUAAUUGUUUGCAGACUGUUGCUACAAACGUUGCUCUCAGCAUUAUUAUUGAACAAACCACGUUAAACACUGUAAUAACUGUAACAUAAGAAUCACAUUGUUGCAUUUAAGUAGCUUCAGACAGAAGUCUAAAAUGGUUUGAUUUUCAAAUCAAUUUUAUUUGACAUAAAAUUGAAUGAAUAUGUAUGUCUGAAUUAUGAUAAUUUUUAAGUUUAUUUUUUCCAAGUUUCUUAAAGGUAGAAGGUAGAUCUCUAACAAAGGUUAGAAGAAAAUCAUUUGACUGUUCACAAAGUUGCUGGUGCAGUGUGCCAAAACCUAAUGAAAUAAAACAUUUUGUUUUUAAWAGAUGGGUUUCUGGUUUUUGGCAUWAACUGUUUUUUAUUGUUGAUAGGUCAAACUUAACCUCCGCAUUUAGGGAAAGUACAUUUACCAAAAAUGUUAAUUGUGGGCAAUUAAGUAAACAACCCAAUUUMUAAUUAAGUCUUCUGAAGUAAUGCUGAGAACAUUAGCUGUUUUAAUUCAUCAUAUUUACUCAUGUUCGUCAGAAGCCAGAAAAACGUUCUAAGACAAACUUCAAGUUUCACCUUCUCUAUAAAUGGUGAGAUAGUGUGGGUAGGGCUUAAUGUGACACAAAGAUACACUUCCUCUUCCCUUGAUGGCGAAAACAUUGGCCAACCUCCACUCUACUGGAGGAAGUUUUUUUUUCAUCUGAGCUCAGAGCAGUGUGCGGAUAAUUUAUUACAAGUGUGCCUCUGAGUGCACAUAUUUUGAUGUAAAUUUUCUACCGAUUCAACAGUAUUUUUAUUUUAUUUAUUAAUUUUUUUAAUGGUGUAUUGCUCAGUGAACCAGGUGCGGAGGAUGUACCACUGCUGUGUUUAAGGUCUGGCUGCUGGWACGGUGAAAGAGAAGAAAUGGAAGAACCAGGGUCAAACAAAGAUUCUUCUCAAGGCACAGAGGUGAGGAAGGUGAAGUCUGAAACCAAGCGAUACAGUGAAAUCUUCAGAGAUUUUGAUAAUCUUGAUUUAUCGUUUAUUCCUUCUGAAGCGGAGGAUUUACUGAUCGAUAGUGACUCCAUCUCAGAGACCAUCUCUACAGAAGGAGCUGAAAUCAUAGAGCAAAACGAUGUACACAUUUGUGCUGAAGCCAGUGAAGUGGAUGGAAACCAAACAGCCCAGGAUGCAGACUUGGCCCUCUUUCGCUGUGAGGAUGGAGUGGAGACGGCACUGCAGUAUGCCAAGUUGUGGUGCCGCUAUGCCAAAGACCUUCUGGCCUGGAUGGAGAAGAGAAUCAGCUUGGAACAAGAAUUUUCAAAAAACGUGAUAAAAACAGCUGAAGGAGCAAAGAUCAAUGUGGCACAGCAGGAGAUGAUGCCACUACAGUACAUCUACACCAUGGCUUUGGAGCAAGACAUCAAAAACAGUGUGACCUCUAGGAGGACCUAUGAACUGCUACAAAACCGUUGCUAUCAGGCUUUGGCUGCUAAGAGGAAUGAGAUCGAUAAGUGGCGCAGGGAAUUUAAAGAGCAAUGGGCAAGAGAACAAAGGAAGAUGAAUGAAGCAGUGUCGACUCUUAAAAAGGCCAAACAUCAAUAUUUCCAGCGCUGUGAYGAGCUAGAAAAAGCUAAAGCAAGUUCUGCUAAAGCUGUGGACGACACAGCUGGAGUUAAAACGCUUGAUAAAAGGAGGAAGUCCAAAGAUGAAGCCAAGACAAAGGUAACGGAGACGGAGCUUCUCUACAGACAGUGUGUGAGUGAUGCCAAUAUUCACCAAGAUGAGCUGGUGAAGGUCAAAGAAAGAAUUAUUUCUCACAUUCGGAAGCUCAUUUGUCAAGGAGACACUGUGCUCAAGGAGGCCACAGUCAACAUGUUCUUCUACCAGCGGCAGCAGACAGAGCCUAUUCCCCUUGGUUAUCACAACCUGGAGGUGACAUGCAGAACUGUGGAGCCUGGAGAGCCUUAUCUGCUUUAUGUCCUCAGCAAGCGUCGCCCUGUGCAGCCUCUCCAGAUCUUCACUUUCCAGGAGUAUGCACCUCAUGGCAAAAGCAACAAACGAAAAACCGGCACCGUUUUCAGCCCUGUGCAGGACCCGUCUCUUAUGCUAGACGAUAAUUCAUGCAGAAGAUCCAGUGAUGCCAAGAAAACAGGCUACAGUGACAGUGAAAGUUUUGGAGGCAGUUCUGAAUCUCUGUCCAGCCCUGCACACAGGAGGCUCCCAAAAACAUUAUCUACUUUGACAGUGUCGUCAGAUGACCUGGACGACCGAGAUGCUGUGUUAGAAUCAGAGUAUACUGAUAGCCAGUCUGUAAAAACGCGAAUGUUUUCUCGAGCAGCGCUAACACACCGACUCAAGAAGACAAAAAGCAAGAUGAUUAAAUGCAAGCAGUGUGAAAACUACAUUGUUGUCAGUGGGGUUGAAUGUGAGGAGUGUGGGCUGGCUUUCCACAGGAAGUGCAUGGAGAUGUGUCAGUUAGAGUGUGAGAACAAAAAGGGGACGGUGUUUGGAGUAGACCUAUCUGUGCUUUUACGAGACAGACCAGAUGAGGUGCCAUUUGUGGUGAUGCACUGCACAUCCGAAAUAGAGAACCGGGCUCUUUCCGUUCAGGGGGUAUAUCGUGUGAGUGGAGCAAAGCCUCGCAUUCAGAAGCUCUGUCAGAGCUUUGAGACUCAAAAGGAGCAAGUGGACCUCUCUGACCUCUCGCCACAUGACAUCACCUCCAUUCUGAAGCACUUCUUCAAAGAGCUUCCAGAACCUCUACUAACUUUUGACUUGUACAAUGACUUUAUUGUGGUGGGAAGAACCAUUCAGCACCUGAAUGAAAAGGAAACUUCACCAGACCCUAAUGAGAUCAUAGACAUUAUUCAUAACCUGCAAAAGCUACUGCAGAAGCUUCCUUUCUAUUGCUACAACACAUUGCAGCACCUUAUUUCCCAUCUACAAAAAGUUUCAGAGAACUACGACAACAAAAUGUCCCCUAGCAAUUUGGGUAUUGUGUUUGGACCGACAUUAUUGCGCCCCCUAGUGUCCACAGACAUGUCAAUGAUUGCCCUUUUGGAGACGAGCUACCAGGCUGUACUUGUKGAGUUCCUCAUCACGCACCAUGACAAGAUCUUUGGCUUGGAGCAGGGCACCGUAACACCCCCUCCCCCAGUGCCCACAGCACCUCUUCCAGACACUCCUCCWAGAGCUUCCUGUCCUCUGGAUGGAGUUGAUGCUGACCUGGAGCAUGACCUGUCCACCAGAGAGCGUCCACCCUCACUAGAAAGCCGAGCUUUCAAGAGAGACUCGAGCGAGGGUUAUAUUUCUGACAAGUCUUCAUCCAAUGAGGCAGUGGACCAGCUUGGCCCUGAAGCCUAUGAGAGAGCAGUCCUGGCUGUGAGAGCAUCAUCAAGUAAUCCCCAGCAUGUGUCAGUGAGAGGGUCAGUCCCUGACGUAGGUACCCAACCACACUAUCGCUUCACCAGACAACCUGUGAAGUACUACCGGCAUCAUAACGCAGGAACUCGACUCUCUUUUCCACACUGUGCGACGAGACAGGCAGCUCGUCCAAAGAGGGGCUCUCAGGAGAGUGCAGACAGCAGCCRCAGUCCCUCUCCAGAGCCAGAAACACAGAGAUGUUCACAAAACUCAGAUGGCCACUGGAACAACACUCAGCAGCCCCACCAGGUUACGACUACAGCURAGGGUAUUAAGGACGGCCCGUUGAGCCCUCGAGAGGUUGUGGAGUACAUGCUGGGACUGGACUCGGCGGUUACAUCUCCUGCAGCUGAAACAUCCUCCGGUACAACACAGAGGCCUACUGAAGAGGUAGAAACGUGGUGGCAAGCUGACCUGAACAUAAACAUGAGCAAUAACCGACACUGCACUGGACAGAAUCUCAGUUCGUCGCCAAAGAACGUUCCUUUUGAGCACAACCUGACCUCACCUGCUCAAAAGAUCCUGUCUGGUCUGAAGCUGAGACGCAGUCACUCGGGGAAGGAUGAUCAGCUCUUUGUCUAAUCAAGAAUAACAAUUCUAGAGACUGCAGUGACUGUGCAUACACCCGAGGUCUGUAAUUAUAACACUGAUUAUUAGAUUUGUGUAUGUUUUUAUAUAUAGGAUGAAAAACAUUGUCCCAUUUUAGUGCAUAUUGCUCCACUCUUUCAGAACACAAUAUUUAAAUGUGCAAAAAGUUGCAUUUUUCAAACUUACAUUUGAAACACUGGAGGGUGUCCGUUUUUUUAAGAGUUAUUGGAAUGCCCUAACCACUUUAUUCAUUUAAUCAGGUUGAUCUGUCAACCAUUCAGUUACAUGAUGUAAAUAUCAGACAAGACACGUUUGUGUAUGAAUAUACAGUAUUUCAAUGUACAAUACAGGUUAGGAUUUGGAGAGAUGGCACAAAAAGUUUUUUCUUGUUAAAAGCUGUAAUAACGUUUGAAGGUUUGAAAGUGUUUAUGUAGUUUCUAGAGCAGUGUUUCCCAAAGUUGGGGUCGGGACCCAAAGUGGGGUCCCGAAACAUCAAGGUGGGGUCCUGAAAAGAUUUUCUGAAUUAAUUACAUUUUUUUUGCCUUAGUUGUUCCAAAUUACUGAGGUUAGUAUAUUGAAAAUGGAUAAAUGUGGUAUAAUAAACAUUGUUACUAUGCCCAUGUUUUGUUGACCUGAUACAAAUGUUUAUCAUCCAA